UUCAGUUGGCGUCCGCUAGAGGGACGACUACAACAUUUCCAUGGCAACUGCUGUAGAACAACAUAAGUUGUUUGCUGUGCAGCUAUCAGUUUUGGACUUUUGACAAUGGAGGUAGUAUCUUUCGAUAUAUCGGCUUUACAAGCAGUGGAUGACUACUGGGAGUACAAAAGGAUUGUGGGCGAUGAUGAUGGAGGAAAACUGUUCACCCCAGAGGAAUAUGAGGAGUAUAAGAGGAAGGUGCUCCCCCAACGAAUAAAAAACAGGCUGUAUGUGAGCUUUGGGGUCCCAGGAGGAAUCGACUGCAAACUCAUUGGUCCUGAGACACAGUGUUUCUGCACACAUAGGUACAAGCAGCAUAAGACCGACUUUAAAGUGGUUCCCUCUGAGCGACCCCUGGCCCUACCCUGCCAGGUCAAUGGAUGUCACUGUCCUGCCUACCAGUAUGUUCCCAAAAUUGGGCCAAACCCUGUCCGCUGCAGGUGUAAACACUUACCUCAGGAUCACAGUGAAGCUACUGGCCACUUGUGCAAAAAGUGCAGUUCCUGUUCUGGGUUCCAGAGCUCCUUCACCUGCGGGUGCGGCCAGCCCAGCUCUGCCCAUCAGACCCUGGUUGAGACAAAGCUAGAGAGGGAGGCACGCGGUCAGCCCAUCGGCAGGGAUGUCCCAUAUGCUGCCAUGGGGGGACUGACAGGGUUCAGCUCCUUGAUCGAUGGUUACCUCGCUUUGGAAGCCAGCAGCUCAGAUCAAGACAGAGAAGAUGGCUGCCAGCAGAGAUGCUCUGCAUCAAGGAUCAAAGAAACGUCUGCUAAAGCAUCCAGCUCCACUCGCUUGAAGUGUCUGUCUUUGUCACUGUCGUGACACGCGGGGAUAAUCAACUGUCAGCAACAGCGGUGAUUAAAUGUCAUCUCACAACUAAACAAUUAACUGACAAUGUAUUGAUCCAAUCAGAGCGUGGGGAGCAUUCGUAUGAUGAUCCAGAUUUUAAAGUUUGACACAGUUGUUUGUUAAUUUUAAUGGUGGAUUUAUCUCAUUUGAAAGUAAAGCAUGAUUAGGAGAUCUUAUCUAUGUUAUUUUCUAUGAUCUGGCUGCCAUGUGAGCUGCAGAAAUACCAUGCAUAAACUCACAUGAGAUUAAGAAUGUAAAAUCCAAAGCAUUUUACAAUUAGAUAUUUUUAGCUUUUUAAUUUUUCAGGGUAAAUAUAUUGAAUUACUGGUUCAUACACAGUUCAGCAUGGGAACACGUGGUCAUCGCUACGAUUUCCUCACAGUCAUAUUUUAUACCCUCACUAACCCAGAUUUUAUUUAUUGCUGUUUUCUAGCAAUGCUAUGAAUUUGUCUCUUAAUACAAGCUCCAUAAACUGGUCAGUUUACACAUCUGAGGUUUGUAUGAUUGAUGUUCUCUUACUGAAAGAAAGCCGCCCACUCACCAUGUCACCAAAAUAACACCAAAACCAUGGAGCUAUGUGUUCAGUGAUGAGCACCGGUUUUAAUUUGCAGAUAGAUGUACUGUCUCGGAUUGAUUAAUCCCAUUUCUCACGGCAGAUCAGCAGCGAUGAGAGCUGAUUUAAUCCAGUGAGUGGAUAUUAAAGCAGGUCAUGCUUUCUCUACUUUCUAACGUCUUUAACUGGGAAAAUAAAAUUAACAGGGAUCUGAAAAAGGAUUCACUCCCACUCAAAUAUUUCCACUCUGAGGAAGUUAAGUCAAACUGGAUCAGCAUCUACACCGGUGCUGGCCAGUGAAUCUCAAGUCACCUAUGACGUUAAUGUAAGUAUUACCUGAGGGAACUUUGUGUGUUUGUGAGCUGAACAGGUGCUCUCGAGGGAAAGGAAGUAGGGUCACGUCUGAAGGACAGCAUGGAUGCACCUGGGUCUCCGCAUGCAGCCAGGUGCUGAGGAGGAAGCAAAUGGAAGGGAUCCCAUCUGAAAGCUGACACUUCAGGUUCAGUGUGUAUCUACGAUGACCAUGGUAUCACAUUGCCACAAGAUUAAGUAUGUGCACACACAUUCACAGACGCACACAUGCUUUAAACCAAUCAUAUGUCCCCUUCGCUACCCAGAAAAGCUUUGUUGACUGCCAGAGUCGAGCAUCCUUUGAAGACACACUUGACCUGUUUGUACUGCUUACUCAUGGACAGUUUUUCUUACGGAGAAAAACCCAAUUAAUUUAAGAGGUAAAGGCUUAACACCUUUGUCUGACCCAAUUAUAAACUGCAGUAAUUGCCUCUCCAUAGCAACCAUGUUUUGGAGACUACAGGUAAUUUACUAUGGCAACUGGUUGAAGGGAAUGACUACCACACUUCCCUUAUCCCCAUGGAAACCACGCCCAGCUUGACUGACAGAUCAAACACAACAAAUCAGGAUGCGAACACAGAAGAUUAAAUUGGCAAUUACUGCGCAAGGAAACACUUAAUUACCCAAGUGACAGUUACGGUAAGCACACACUGAGACGAAGAAUACACUCUCCUGAUUUCCCCACAGACAGAGAGAGAGGUAACAAAAACUCAGGGGCACAGAGAGACACAGCAGACUGACAGGUGCUGACAAAUCACUUCAAACUGUCAGCCAGAUACUACUCAGAGGGAUAAUACACCUUGAAGUAGAAUUUCCAAAAUGUGUAUGAAAAGCGAAAACAUAUAGUAUGGGAGUCCAUGAAAUCUGUUGGGCAUCUAACCCUUUGCUUUUAUUCCUUUGUAGUGAUCAUUAUUACCCAACUCCGCAGCUCUACGGAGCAUUUUAGCAUCUUUUAGCUAACUGAUUUGGUUUUCACCACUUCUUAUCCUGAUGCGGUUUUAGGAAAAAGCAUAGAUUAACCCACUGUGUACUACCUGCCCUGCAC
Molecule: messenger RNA, 2834 nt
Organism: Epinephelus moara (kelp grouper)
Lineage: Eukaryota; Metazoa; Chordata; Actinopteri; Perciformes; Serranidae
Gene: fam221a
Product: family with sequence similarity 221 member A
Exons: 7
Coding region: 106-858 (250 amino acids)
Source: RefSeq, a predicted model, not a curated record